CUCUCUUGUAGGGUCUAACAUCGCAACUUAGUGGAAUAAAGACUGUUGGAUACGAGAUGAGUCAUCCCAGUGGGCCAACGGACCACACGAUAUCUCUACUAAAACCUAUAUAAAGCACCACGAUACCUACCGACAAAAGUCCCCACCUCAUACCCAAACCCAAACCCCAAGAUCAAAAAAAUGCCAAUCCUACCACUUCUCCCCAGCCACUCUCAAACACCCCCGAUUCACACGGCCCGGCUUCUGCUCCGACCGUUUCGGGCCGCGGAUCUUCCCGCCCUUCACGUCCUCCGAACCACUCCCGAAGUCAUGCGCUGGACUCGGCAGGGACGCAUCGACGCCACAACAGAAGAAACGAGUAAAUGGAUGGAACGCUUCACCCAUGACACUGAGCCAGGAGAACGACCUAACUAUAAUUUCGCUGUCCUACGCAAAAAGGUCCCGGGUGAGGUACCAGCUACGGAGUUAGAAGAAGGCGAUGUCAUUGGUGUGAUGGGCAUCGUGUCUAUUUCCCCGGAGGACGGUCCUGAGGUGGGGUAUUUGUUUCUACCCGAGACGUGGGGCAUGGGGUAUGCGACUGAGGCUCUCACAGGGUUCGCGGAGGCGUGGUGGAGGCUGCCGAUCCCUGAGCAUGGUGUCUCUGGGAGUGGGGAAGAAGCAGGGGAAGUGGGGGUAUUGCGCGCUGUGACGGAUAAGACGAAUUUGGUGAGUGCGAAGGUGUUGACUAAAUGUGGUUGGACGGUUGUCGGGGAAGGUAUUGAAGGUGAGGGUGAGAAGAAGGUCGACUUGUUGUAUUGGAUGUUGCGGCGCCCUGGGGUUUGAGGUUUUCUAGAGUAUUGGGCUUCCAGUGUGAAGUGCUUCUGGAGGCAUGGACUUCGUGGUAUUUGUUGUAUAUACGCAUGUAUCCAUAGAGCUGCAAAUAUGGGGUCCAUGAUGACAUUGUCAUAGGGGAAUUGGUGCCAUCAUGUAGAUCAGACGCAUCUUCGAGUAAAGUGCUAGGACUCCCCAAUCAAACA
Messenger RNA from Aspergillus caelatus, 1016 nucleotides. Its product is annotated as GNAT family N-acetyltransferase. The transcript has a single exon. NCBI's taxonomy places the organism in Eukaryota, Fungi, Ascomycota, Eurotiomycetes, Eurotiales, Aspergillaceae. The coding region runs from base 181 to 822 and encodes 213 amino acids. Gene Ontology annotation, molecular function: acyltransferase activity, transferring groups other than amino-acyl groups. The record is from RefSeq and is a predicted model, not a curated record.